Molecule: messenger RNA, 2829 nt
Organism: Penicillium bovifimosum
Lineage: Eukaryota; Fungi; Ascomycota; Eurotiomycetes; Eurotiales; Aspergillaceae
Product: secretory pathway Sec39 family protein
Exons: 2
Coding region: 1-2829 (942 amino acids)
Biological process (GO): retrograde vesicle-mediated transport, Golgi to endoplasmic reticulum
Source: RefSeq, a predicted model, not a curated record
AUGGCUCUCGAAGAGUUAUCAGAUGCGCAUGCUAUUUUGCUAGCUACACAUGCAUGCGCAACUGGUAAUGUGGCGGACUUGCCUAUUUUACAGGCUCAGUUUCCCCAUUGUUUUCCACUGGAACGCCUCCUACGCAUCAUCCUGACCUACCUCCCAGAGAGCACAGAGCCCUCUCAGUACAUCUCGGUGCUACAGGAGCUAGUCAACAGCUCUGGCCACCCACCCGACCGACAGAUCGAUACAACUGCAGUGCAGGACUUGACGGAAUCGGUCGCCAGAAAGCGCGUACGGAAGCUUAAUCUACGGCCACUACUACGCCCCGACGAGGAAGACGAGGUUGCCUCGGCAGAUGCUUUGACUCAAUUUCUCAUUCACCGGGCGCAUUUGAUCGACUCUGAAACAGCACUCCAGCCGCUUGUCCUCGAACUUAUCGCACCGUUCUACGAACACUCGCCAAUCAUCCGAACAUGGCUGAUCUCGAGCCUACUACCGUUGCUUCGAUUGAACUAUGAAUAUUACGCCCAUCGCGACGAAACUAUAUCCCUCGAGAUCCUGGAGUCUAUGGACGAUCAAACGGCGGUCAACAUUCUCUUGUCUUUGAUGAGCUCUGAAGAAAACAACAUGGAUUUGGUAAACAACUUGCGGGGUCUGGUUGGACCUUGGCUCUAUGGUGGGAACCGUUCCAAACGGCGAAGGCUCAACGAGGCGGCUCAACAAAGCUCUGUCUCCUUUAUCGAAGGGUCUGAGAAACCCCAAGCAAGCGAAUUGGCCGGGUGGGAACACGUGAACGAAUGGCUGCUUUCACGGAGCCUGGUCGAUCGCACCAGCGUCGUGAGUGCCUUCAACAACUGGGAUGGACCAUCGGACGUGGAUUUGGGUGGAUACGACAAUGCAGACACACAAUUGUCGGAGGAGCAGAGGAAUAGUCUACAGGUCCGAUACGGCCAAUCCGGUCUUGCUGUGGUGUAUGCCCAUGCGGACUCCUCGAUGGCUGUGCUCGAGGGUUCGUACCAGGUUUUGACGAGGGUUGCAAGGCUUUUGAAUCUCGAUGUGUACUGCUUGUAUCUUGGCUCAGAUUCCGAAUUGCCAUCUGUGCGCUACGAUGCCGAAUCAAUCUCCUCGACAUCUCGCGCAUCCUUGAUGCAAAACUCCCUUUUGAGACCCAGAAACCCUCUCACAAAUCCUUCGCCCUCCUCGGUCUCCUUUCUGAGCGUUCUUCUCCUAUCCCUUCGUAUACUUAUCGACCUUGGCCAUCUGGUUCCUUGCCGAGUUGCGGCAAACCUGUGCCUUCAUAGCACUGAGGAGAUGCAAUUGGCCGAACUCAAAAGUCUAGUAGACUCUACUGUGAAGCAAGCCAAGCCAAACCGAAAUUGGUCUGUCGUUCGACAACGAUUGCUUUGGCUUCGAGAUUGGCAGGCGGAGCAUUCGGACAAUGCCUGGGAUGAACCUUCACCUUACCAUGGUCUUUUCUGGCGGAUACCGCGCGACACGGUUGAGACGGAGGUCCUCAAGACGCUACUGGCAGCCCAAGGUAAUGUUGCCGACAUCUACUCCGUUUCGUCCAUACUGAUGUCAUUCCCAGAGUAUCAAUUGGCUGUCGAUAUAUACACCGAAUCUGAUACGGCGCCACUGCAACCCGCCCAAGUUGAAACCGCGGUUCAAGAUGCCAUCUUUGCAGCGUAUGACAAUGCAAGCAAUGGAAACCGAACCCGAGGCGGAAUAAAGAGAGCUUACGACAUUUUACAAGCAUUCCAACCACACUUCCCAGAAUCCGUUGCAUUCAAACAGAUUCGUGCCCUGAUCGCCGCAACACACGCACUGUCAUACUACUCACUAACCCUGCAACACGGCGUCCCAUUCCGACCCGUCAGCAUUCGCGUCCACCACGACCCCAUCCUCCUAAUCGAGAAAGUCCUCGAACAAAACGCAAAGAGCUACACCAAGCUCGAUGACCUCCUCUCCAUCGGCCAAAAUCUCGUAGCCGCCGGCGUUCCCACCCAAACAGCAAACGAACCCGACCCCUCCCACCCCAAACCCUCAACAGAACAUGCCCUCCUCACCGCCGAACGCCGCAUAACCUCCCUAGCAAUCGCCUCCGCCCUCUCCUCCAACGACUUCGGCACAGCCUACUCCUACAUCCUCACCCGCCUAACACCCCCUCCAACCUCCCGACCACCCCUCCCCCUCCUAACAUCCCCGACAAUCCCAGACGACAUAACCUGGCGCGCCGUCUACAACGCCGGCCGCUACCGCCCCCAAACCCCACCCCACCCGUCCCCAACCCUCCAAUCCCAAAUAAACCACCUCUCCCAAAGAAUGGAACUCCUCUCCCUCUCCCUCGUCCUCGUCCCCUACCCAGACCCUUUACCCGAAAUUCUCGGCGCCUGGCGCCGCUGCGACGAAGAACUCGCCUCCCUCCGCGCCCGCGAACAGCAGGAAGAAGACCUCUGGGACUCAAAGGGUGAUACCCUAGCCUCUGUUCCCGGCGGCUUCGGUCCCACAGACUCGGAGCGCGACGCAUUCGAGACGGAGCAGCAGCGUGCGGCUAGACGGGCGCGUGCGCGCGCUGCGAUGCCGAGUUCGCAUCGUCAUGAGGCGCCUAUGGGGUUGUUUGAGGUCGCGAGAGGUGCGGCGUUGGCGUUGCAUAAGAAUGCGUUCCCGUUGAGGGGGGCUGCUGAGGAGGCUAGCGGUGGUGGUGGUGAUGAGAGGUCGCUGUCGCCGGAUAGUGACCGGGUGAGGAAGAGGGAUGUGGUUAGCAAUAUGGUGACUGGGGGGUUGGUUAGUGGGAUUGGGUGGGUUCUUGGUGCUGAUCCUGUUAGUAAGAAGUAG